This is a messenger RNA of Diorhabda carinulata, 3267 nucleotides long. RefSeq names its product protein melted (gene melt). The coding region runs from base 309 to 3140 and encodes 943 amino acids. Gene Ontology annotation, molecular function: phosphatidylinositol-5-phosphate binding. The transcript has 12 exons. Gene Ontology annotation, biological process: regulation of signal transduction. The record is from RefSeq and is a predicted model, not a curated record. Lineage: Eukaryota; Metazoa; Arthropoda; Insecta; Coleoptera; Chrysomelidae. Gene Ontology annotation, cellular component: plasma membrane.
AAUCUCGGUAGGUUUUUGCUUUGCUUUUAUUUUUACAUUAAAACAUGCGCACACUCAGGUGUAUAAACCACCUGUAUCGUCUCAAAAUAAAAAUUACUUUCACAUUCAGUCGUUCAUGAGUGCAGAUUCGAAGUCAAUGACCAUACCACAAAUAUGUUGCUUUUUACAGUUUUGUGUCAAGUCUGUAACAGUUUUACAUCGUCAAAGAAUGUAGAAUCUUAUUAUAUUUUUUGUUAUAAACUCUAGCCGAGUAUAAUUUUUAUAAAUGUGCACGAUUUUUUUAAUUUUGUGAUUUAAUUGAAUAUAAAAUGAGUGUGAACGUUGCAGCUGAAGAAAAAAUUAACAGAAAAAUGCACGAAUUAUUUAUGCAAGUUUUGAAAAAUCGGGAUCUCUCUCGAGCCGGUGACCUUUUUUCAAUCCCCGAUCAUAUUAUUGUUAAUGAUUUGUCCAUUGUGUUGAAAGAAAUAACUAUAAUUGCAUCUCUGCCUGAUUAUGUUAAUAAUGAUAAUGAUCAAAGUGUGGUAGAAAUAUGUGUAACCAGAGUUACUUCUUGUAUAAGAGAAACAGGAAGUGUUGAAUUACACUGUGAGGCUCUUGUUAAUCUGUUGGAAUCUUGCCUACAUCACAAUUUACAAGCCAUGGCAAGAGAUGAAGACACUCCACAUGCUAAAAUAUCAUCUGAUAUCAUUUCCUGUAUUUUUUUGAACUAUACGAAAAAGGCUGUAAUGCAACGAGCUUUGCCUGUUGCAGUCAAAUUUUUACAUAAGGGUAAUAAAGAAUUAUCAAGAAAUAUGGCUUCUUAUUUAUCUUUAGCAGCUAUGGAACACGCUUCUUUACUUACCCCUCAUGUACAACCUAUUAUGGAUUCUAUAAUAUCAGGCAAUUAUCCAUUAUGUAGAGUUCUUCCGAAUAUUUAUGAAGUAUCUCCAGAACCUUUUCAAGGUCAUGCGAUGGCUUUGGUUUCACUGCUUCCCCAUUGUGAUAACCAAGAAAAAUUAGCGUUGUUGAAUUUAUUUACUUCAAUGGCAAAAGACAAUCCCACAUUAUUAGAAGCGAGCGUUCCUCAAUUGUGUGAAUAUUUAAGUAGUCCAGUAACUGUGGGACCAACGUUAGAAGUUUUUGUUCACAUGGCCGAAAGAAUACCAACACUGUUGGUUGAUCAUAUAAAUGCCGUAAAACAAUCAGCUCAAAAACAUCCGCAAACCGUUUGUGCAGCGGCUCAAAUCAUCAGUGCCGUUGGAAAACUGAGCAAGGAUAGAGCUCAAGACGCUUUGAAUUUUGUUCUCGAAUAUUUCCCCAAAGCUGACAGAAGUUCUCAAACUGCGUUACUAAGACAAGCGACUUUAUUAUGCAGCUCUUAUCCAGUUCUUUUUACCGAUAAAGUUUUAUUAGGAAUAAGAUCCAGACAUCACACCAGUACAAAUCAGAUUAGUCAAAGUACUACGCCGACUACUCAAAGCCAAGUGACUUCUGGAGGAGUGACAAUUGUGAAAGUCGGCGGGGUACAUACGACUACGCCAACUCCAUCUGGCGGGUAUACGCGUCGUGCUAAAUUAGGCGAUUCGAGGAGUACGGGAAGAUUACAUACCGCUCCUAGUAUUAAUACAAACAGAAGUAUGACUAAACUUAAUAUAGCUGGAGGCUCCGUAGGAGGACUCCACAAAAGUAUGACAGGUCUAAGUUCUUCUCAACACAUUAACGCUACUCCUGUACCUCCGCUGGCGAAUAGUGUUACUGUGACCGGAGUAAAUAAAUGGACUGGGCCAAAUGUUCGGGUAUCUAGCGGAGGUGUAACAGUUACUACUAUUUCACCACCUAGAAUGCAGAGACCUUUAAGUCAAGGUCCUUUGGCGUUUAUUGGAACCCAUCCCACUCAGAUUUCUGGUAGUCCUUUAGUUUUGACUUCACCUUCCCUCCAUUCCAAUAACGCAGUUGUCGUUAGUUCGGGUUAUACGGGACCAAUAUCCAGUGGACAAGUAUCCGUGGUGAGCAGUUCUGUAGCCCAAACUAUACCUAUAGGUAAUAGUAUUGUCCAUACCCCACCACCAAUGCCGGCUAUUGAUCACACGAACUCGAAUAGCGUUGCUAUAUCUGGUAGCGUCAACGUCAGUGGUCCCACUACGGUAAUAUCACGUCGGAAUAAUACCAGUGUUACAUUAAUAAAUCAAAAUUCGGUGGCUAAUCAAAGAAUGAGCGUUUUCGAACCGUACCCCAUGAGGGAUACCAUACAACAUUUUUGCGAAAAACAUCUCGAUAAAAUUAAGAGUUAUAUGGAAAAAGUUUCUAUUAGAAUCCCAUCACCGGCUAAAUGUACUAUUGAAGAAAAGAGACAGAAAAAGUCUGCUAAAUUACAUUUCGCUUGUCAAGCUCGAGGGCAGCACUGUCUCUAUUCUAAAACCUAUUUUACUAUGAGAACUCGUAAUCCACGGAUUUGGAUACAUUUAAUGUUCAUAUCGUUACAGGCACGUAAUUCACAUGCUUUAAGCUCUAGAGACGCCCAAGUAGCUUCGUUAAAACACUGUUGGGACAUUUUGAAAUGUGAAAACAAAACAUUCCUAACGGUAGUGACUAGUGCUUUUCCUUGUGCGAAAGACCAAGAUUCCAUCCUUAACGAAUUACGCCACUCUGGUUAUUUCGACGUAUUUCAAGUAUGCCCUUCGAGUAUACUACCUUCUGAAGCUCCAGAUUCUUUAGGAAUUGGUGGUGUAAUUUGGGGAUGUUUUUUAUGUGCCCAUCCCGAAAAAGCAGUUGGGUUCCUAAGAGGAGAUACAAGACCAGUAAUCGAAGGCCAAUUGAAAGAGAAAAAAGGAAAAUGGAGGUUAUUUAGGCGAUGGAGAACUAGGUAUUUUACAUUGUCUGGAGCGCAUCUGAGUUGUAGAGGAUCGAGUGGCGGUGAAUCAAUCGAUGUAAAUCAAAUAAGAUCAGUGAAAGUGUCACGGGGCGCUAGAAAUAUUCCAAAAGCUUUCGAAAUUUUCACGGAAAAUCAGACUUUAAUUUUAAAACCUAAGGAUGGAAAAAAUGCCGAAGAGUGGGUCCAAUGUUUGAGCAUCGUUGUUGCACAUUCCCACGCCAAAGAAUUGCCUAAUAAGAGCAAUUCUUUACCAGCAAGAGGUAUUAGCUCUAGUCGAACUGUUGUGUGAUUGAUUUAAUCUUUUUAAAUCAUUUUGUUUCUUUAUCGGUGGAAUUGAAUCUAGUACAAAUAUAUUCCUCAACAGUAAUGUUAUAUGCUCAAAUAAUGUACGAAAAAUACGAUUCUGUUUAUCUGUA